UGCGGCCACGCUGGAGCGCGCCCGAGCCAUGACGACGGCAAUGGAUCGUAUUGCUCAAAUGGCGGCGAACGUAAUGGAUAGCAUCGCUCUAAUGGCGGCGACAGCUGUGCCCGUUCACAAAAUGGCGGCCGCGUCGGAGCGCGUCCACACAAUGGCGGCAACGGCGGAGCCCGUUCACAAGAUGGCGGCGAUCACAGAGCUCCGUCACGUCACAGCUGCCAUACAAGAGCCGUUUAAAGGUACAGUUACAUUCCCUGAGUCAAGUCAAGUUGCAACUGUGUUUCCUGAGUCAAGCCAUGUUGUUCCUGAGUCAAGCCAUGUUGUUCCUGAGUCAAGCCAUGUUGUUCCUGAGUCAAGCCAUGUUGUUCCUGAGUCAAGCCAUGUUGUUCCUGAGUCAAGCCAUGUUGUUCCUGAGUCAAGCCAAGCUGGAGCUGUGUCAAACCAAGCUGGAGCUGUGUCAAACCAAGCUGGAGCUGUGUCAAACCAAGCUGGAGCUGUGUCAAACCAAGCUGGAGCUGUGUCAAACCAAGCUGGAGCUGUGUCAAACCAAGCUGGAGCUGUGUUUCCUGUCUCAAGCCAAGUUGCAGAGCCACCGCACAAGAUGGCCGCCACGCCAGAGCCACCGCACAAGAUGGCCGCCACGCCAGAGCCACCGCACAAGAUGGCCGCCACGCCAGAGCCACCGCACAAGAUGGCCGCCUCGCCAGAGCCACCGCACAAGAUGGCCGCCACGCCAGAGCCACCGCACAAGAUGGCCGCCACGUCAGAGCCGGCUAAAGCCCCGUCAGCCAAGCCACAGCCUGCUCAGGCCGUCUCAGUCAAGCCACAGCCUGGUCACGUCAUGUUUUCUGCUCCUGAGUCGGCACCCAUCAUGGCCGGUCUUCCCGAAGCGGUUUCAGACUCAAGUCACGCCCCGCCUGACGGCCCAGACUCAAGUCACGCCCCGUCUGGUCCCAAGUCUGCUCCAGAGAUCACGUCUGACCUCAAGUCUGCUCCAGAGGUCUCGUCCGGUCUCAAGUCUGCGCCAGAGGUCCCGCCUGAUCUCAAGCCUGAUCCUGAGCUCCUGUCUGAUCUCAAGCCUGCUCCAGAGCUCCCGUCUGACCAGGAGACAGACCCAGAGGCCUCACCAGUCGGAGAAGCCGCGCCAAUGCCUCCUGAGGUGUCAGCUUCGGCUGUGGAUCCUCCCAUGGAGGCGGCGUCCCUCUACAGACUCUCUGCUUCUCCCCAUACUCUUUCUACCUCCUCUAUCUCUGCUUUCCCCAGGUCCCAGACCGUAACGCGGAUUCCUGCUCCGCCCGGAGGGCUGCUACGAAACACACACAAACUGUUCUUCUCUCUGCUGUUUAAAAGCUCUGAGUUUGUGGUUCAGAGAGUAAAUAUCAGCAGCACUGAUGGCUGUGCUGAAGCUGUAAAGACGUGUUGA
Molecule: messenger RNA, 1423 nt
Organism: Labeo rohita (rohu)
Lineage: Eukaryota; Metazoa; Chordata; Actinopteri; Cypriniformes; Cyprinidae
Product: nascent polypeptide-associated complex subunit alpha, muscle-specific form
Exons: 2
Coding region: 29-1423 (464 amino acids)
Source: RefSeq, a predicted model, not a curated record